GGUGGAGCGUGAUCCGACUGCAAAUCCAACGGUUAAAACAAAUAGCUUCUUGUUAGCCAGGCCAGUAGUGCUUCCCCUAUAAACCCUCGUCCCUCAACUCUCAACCCAUUUUAACCUAAGAUCGCCGAUUCCCUCCUCUCGUUUCGCGGUUCCAUUAUUCGACGCAUUCCAAUGGCUUUGCCGGACCAGAAGACUGUUGAUUAUCCGAGUUUCAAGCUUGUUAUUGUUGGUGAUGGUGGCACUGGAAAAACAACUUUUGUGAAAAGACAUAUCACUGGGGAGUUCGAAAAGAAAUACGAACCAACCAUUGGCGUGGAAGUGCACCCUUUGGACUUCUUCACAAACUGCGGAAAGAUUAGAUUUUACUGCUGGGACACUGCUGGGCAGGAGAAGUUCGGUGGUUUACGGGAUGGCUACUACAUACAUGGGCAAUGUGCAAUCAUCAUGUUUGAUGUUACUGCCAGAUUGACAUACAAAAAUGUCCCCACAUGGCACCGUGAUCUUUGCAGGGUGUGUGAGAAUAUUCCAAUUGUUCUUUGUGGAAACAAGGUUGAUGUGAAAAACAGGCAGGUGAAGGCCAAGCAAGUCACAUUCCACAGGAAGAAGAACCUACAGUACUAUGAAAUAUCUGCGAAGAGUAACUACAACUUUGAAAAACCAUUCCUGUACUUGGCCAGGAAGUUAGCUGGGGAUGCUAACAUUCAUUUUGUGGAGUCUCCAGCUCUGGCUCCUCCUGAAGUACACAUUGAUUUGGCUGCCCAGCAACAGCAUGAAGCUGAAUUGGCAGCAGCUGCCAGUCAACCUCUUCCCGAUGAUGACGAUGACGCUUUUGAGUAAAAAUGGUCGAUCAUCUUGUGAUGAUGCCGUUUGCAUAUCUAUUUUCUCCUGUUCCCCGGAGUGAGAUUUUUUUUUCUUCUCCUUGCUAGGAUUAACAGAAGAGAGGAGACUAUGUAGGCAGAGAGUAUGGCUGAGGAUUGAAACUUGAAUUUUGAAAACGUUAGUUUUCCUCCGGGAUGAAAGAAAUUUGUGGUGUAGAUGGUUGGUUUCUAGAGCCGCAUGACCUCCUAUGAAAGUUCAUUAUGCAGAAUUUCUCUAUCUGAUCUGUGUUUGUUUUUUACUCUUUUCAUCUUUUGGGGUUAUGUUUUUACUCUAUUUGAGGUGUGUGGCUUAUCUCAGCUUAAUUCUUAGACCCCAUAAUUGAUUGGA
Messenger RNA from Cucurbita pepo subsp. pepo (vegetable marrow), 1206 nucleotides. Its product is annotated as GTP-binding nuclear protein Ran-3. Gene Ontology annotation, cellular component: nucleus; cytoplasm. Lineage: Eukaryota; Viridiplantae; Streptophyta; Magnoliopsida; Cucurbitales; Cucurbitaceae. Gene Ontology annotation, molecular function: GTPase activity; GTP binding. The record is from RefSeq and is a predicted model, not a curated record. Gene Ontology annotation, biological process: protein import into nucleus; ribosomal subunit export from nucleus.